GGGGCGGCGCCGAAAGAACCCCGCGAGUCCGAGCUCGAGCCCCAGCUCCAGGCUAGCCCCAGCCCAGCCGGAUCCCUGGCCGGAGCCAGAGACCGCUGCGCGGGCUGCACUCAGCAUCCCCGGAGUCCGGCUCGGCCCGCGGCGGUGCGGCAGGUGCCGUGGGAGCUGCCCGCACACCCAGCCAGACCUCUACUGCCUGGUCCCGACCUCACCUCCCCGGGGCAGUGGCCACCAUGUUCUCGUGCGUGAAGUCCUACGAGGACCAGAACUACUCGUCCCUGAAGCGGGCCUGUCUGCGCAGGAAGGUGCUCUUUGAGGACCCCCACUUCCCGGCCACCGAUGACUCGCUCUACUACGCGGGCGCCCCAGGGCCCACCGUUAGGUGGAAGCGGCCCAAGGACAUCUGUGAGGACCCCCGCCUCUUUGUGGAUGGCAUCAGCUCCCAUGACCUGCACCAGGGCCAGGUGGGCAACUGCUGGUUUGUGGCUGCCUGCUCGUCACUCGCCUCCCGUGAGUCACUGUGGCAAAAGGUCAUUCCAGACUGGAAGGAGCAGGAGUGGGACCCUGAGAAGCCCAACGCCUAUGCAGGCAUCUUCCACUUCCACUUCUGGCGCUUUGGGGAGUGGGUGGAUGUGGUCAUCGAUGACCGGCUGCCCACGGUCAACAACCAGCUCAUCUACUGUCACUCCAACUCCCGCAACGAGUUCUGGUGUGCCCUGGUGGAGAAGGCCUAUGCCAAGCUGGCGGGCUGUUACCAGGCUCUGGAUGGAGGCAACACGGCCGACGCACUGGUGGACUUCACCGGGGGUGUUUCUGAGCCCAUCGACCUGCUCGAGGGUGACUUCACCAGCGAUGAGGCCAAGAGGAACCAGCUUUUUGAGCGUGUGCUGAAGGUGCACAGCCGGGGAGGUCUCAUCAGCGCCUCCAUCAAGGCGAUGACGGCGGCCGACAUGGAGGCCCGCCUGGCAUGUGGCCUGGUGAAGGGCCACGCGUAUGCUGUCACCGACGUGCGCAAGGUGCGCCUGGGCCACGGCCUACUGGCCUUCUUCAAGUCAGAGAAGCUGGACAUGAUCCGCCUGCGCAACCCCUGGGGCGAGCGGGAGUGGAACGGGCCCUGGAGCGACACCUCAGAGGAGUGGAAGAAAGUGAGCAAGAGUGAGCGGGAGAAGAUGGGUGUAACUGUGCAGGACGACGGAGAGUUCUGGAUGACCUUCGAGGACGUGUGCCGAUACUUCACCGACAUCAUCAAGUGCCGCCUGAUGAACACGUCCUACCUGAGCAUCCAUAAGACGUGGGAGGAGGCCCGGCUGCACGGUGCCUGGACGUGGCACGAGGACCCGCAGCUGAACCGCAGCGGGGGCUGUGUCAACCACAAGGACACCUUCUUCCAGAACCCGCAGUAUAUCUUUGAUGUCAAGAAGCCGGAAGAUGAGGUGCUGAUCUGCAUCCAGCAGCGGCCAAAGCGGUCCACCCGUCGGGAGGGCAAGGGCGAGAACCUGGCCAUUGGCUUUGACAUCUACAAGGUGGAGGAGAACCGCCAGUAUCGCAUGCACAGCCUGCAGCACAAGGCUGCCAGCUCCAUCUACAUCAACUCACGCAGCGUCUUCCUGCGGACGGACCAGCCCGAGGGCCGCUACGUCAUCAUCCCCACCACCUUCGAGCCCGGCCACCGGGGCGAGUUCCUGCUUCGUGUCUUCACUGAUGUGCCCUCCAACUGCCGGGAGCUGCGCCUGGACAAGCCCCCCCACUCCUGCUGGAGCUCCCUGUGCGGCUACCCACAGCUGGUGACCCAGGUGCACGUCCUGGGGGCUGCCGGCCUCAAGGACUCCCCAACCGGGGCUAACUCUUAUGUGAUCAUCAAGUGUGAGGGGGACAAGGUCCGCUCGGCCAUACAGAAAGGCACCUUGACACCUGAGUACGAUGUGAAAGGCAUCUUUUACCGCAAGAAGCCUGGCCAGCCCGUCACUGUCCAGAUCUGGAACCACCGUGUCCUGAAAGAUGAGUUCCUGGGCCAGGUGCACCUGAAGGCUGACCCAGACAACCUCCAGGCCCUGCACACCCUCCACCUCCGAGACCGGAGCAGCCGGCAGCCCAGCGACCUCCCUGGCACGGUUGCUGUACGCGUCAUCAGCAGCGCCUCCCUCAUGGCUGUGUAACACCUGCCUGCCUAAUGGUGGGCCCAGCCGUUCUCACCACCACCUGCAUGUCCCCAAAAGCCAGGGGCUAGCCCGGGAGCCAGGACCCUGGGUGUUCUCAGCUUUCCCACUGACUUGCUGGGAGGUCUCUGCUCCUCUCUGGGCCUCAGUGCCCCAAGGACCCCAAGCAUUCCCUUCUCAUGGAGGAGUCUUCUUGCCUGAGAUUUAAAAUAGCCCAUCACCACUGCUAAGGGACUCUAUCUGUUGAAGACAUUUUUCCCAGGCCCUGCUGUGUGCCGAUGGAGUGCCAAGAUGUCACUUGUUUACACACAAGCUGCCAUGUCCCCAAGCCCCCAUCCCAGCCACCGUGAAAGGACUCUUGGCUCCUGCUGGGUUCCUGCUCAGGCUGAAAUUCAGGAAACAUGCAGGUGGCAUUUGUUCAUUCUGUGAACAUGCCCGUUCAUCUGUCCAUUUAGUCAUUCAAUAGAGAUUUGCCAAAUGAAUCAAUGAUGACCCACAUGGAGCUGGGUCCUGACCCUGCCUCUGCCUGGGGCCUGUGCCUCUACUCUCAGGCCCUCUGCAAGGCAGACACACAGAGGGGCUGCAGCCGCCUUCUCGUGCCAGGACCUGAUUUCCUUCCCAGCCUCUGGUUUAAGGCUCCGGAGAAGGGGUGGCAGUGGUCACCAGGAAGUGUGACUCCUGUCUUCACUCCUGAUGUCCGAGGGGGUGUGCUGGUUUAAUGGGCUGGGGCCAGGCAGGUGGAGGGGCAUGGAGAGCUGGGGUGGGGGGCACGUGCUCCUGCUCCCAGGGCCCCUCUGCUGCUAGAUCCAGGCUUUUCUGGGAGAAGAGGCUCUGGGAGGGGUGGGGGUGUUCUCAGGCCUGCUGGGUUAGGUCACCCAUUGGGGUUGGCAGGAGAUAGGCAAAGCCAUCAUUAAACCAGAGGCCCCUCUGCCAACAUUCCCCCCAAAACACAGCCAAGGAGGAUGCAGCCCCCUUCUUGCUGCCUGGACCAAAAUGUUCCUUCAGUUCUCAGUUUUAUGUUCUUUUUGUUUUAAAAUCUCAAUUUUAACAAGGAUUUUUUCCAAAACCAUGAAAGCCUGAAUCCCUUUUUUCUUCUUAGACUCCAGUUCUUCAGGUCUUCUGCAUAUAUUUUAUUCCGCUUAGGGAGGGACAUGGUACAAAUCUGGAGGCAGCUGAAGAAGAGGGUGUCUUGUAUUUGGGGAUUUUGCAAGCUGGCACUGACUGUGUGUUCUUAGAGAACUUUGUGUUGAUUUCCAGAGCCCUGACUUGCUUAGGGUCUCUUCUGUGUCCUUCUUGGGCUUCCAGACAAGCAAAGGAAAAAGUGUAGUUGGUUCAAGAAUGCAAGAUCCUGUGGCUUUGCCUGGGAAUUCCUUUUGGGAAUCUUGAGUUUUUGACUCUACGUCUUACUGUUUUGGUCCAGUGUGCUGGCUGGAGGUGCUGGAUGCUUGGACUUUGACUCCUCACUCCAGGGCCAGCUCUGCUCUUUUGUGCCCUGGGCCACAUGAGGGAACAGGAGCUGAAAGAAGAGAAGAGGAUUCCGUCUUCCAACCUGGGACUCCCACUCAAGAACCGGGCCCAGAGCUGGGACUCUGUGUGUGACCAGGAGAAGUCACUCAAACCUCCUGUGCCUCAAUUUCCCCCUUCUGCAAAGUGGGGCCAAUGAUUCUUGUCUGUCAAGCACUCUUACUAACAAGUACUGAAUAAGGGCAAAACAAUACCCCUUUCUCUAUGUAUCUCUGUACAUGUACCACUAUAUACACAUUCAUGUAAUCACCACUUCUCAAUGUCUGUUUCAAAUUAAGAAUUCUGAGUGGGGAAUGGAGAGGUGAGGGCCAGGUGAGCCAGGUUGGGGCCUCUGGGGCUGAUGUCUGAAAUCUUGGCUCAGCCAUGUCCUCCUGGGCUACAGGGACAAACAAGGAUCAACUGGCACCCUGUGUGAACUCCGGCCUGGUGGCUGGGUGCCGCCCUCAACACAGAGACAGUUUGGCAGCUCUGCCCUUGCUUCCUGCCCCUCUGGAUGGGCCAGGCUGGUUCCUGACUACCAAGGAGAUCCCUGGUCCCCAGGAGGCCCCGGGGACUGGGCAGGUAAUGAUGGAGUUUUAGCUGAGACCGGAGGGUGGGUCGCAAGAGCUGCUGCUCUAUUAGCCUGAUGCACCCUUCAGCUCACGGGGCCCCGGUGUCUCCAUUUCAAGAGGGGGUGGUGCCUCCAGCCCACUCCACUCCCACUGGGCUUCACUGAAGGGUAGGGCAGGAGCUUUGUUCUAUUCUUGGAAUAAAUGUUACUGCAAUCUUAGAAAUA
Messenger RNA from Choloepus didactylus (southern two-toed sloth), 4455 nucleotides. RefSeq names its product calpain 5 (gene CAPN5). The record is from RefSeq and is a predicted model, not a curated record. The transcript has 13 exons. Gene Ontology annotation, biological process: proteolysis. The coding region runs from base 234 to 2156 and encodes 640 amino acids. Gene Ontology annotation, cellular component: cytoplasm. NCBI's taxonomy places the organism in Eukaryota, Metazoa, Chordata, Mammalia, Pilosa, Megalonychidae. Gene Ontology annotation, molecular function: calcium-dependent cysteine-type endopeptidase activity.